AUGAAAUCAGGAAGCCAAAAUAACAACCAACCAAGACACCGUAAAACCCAAAGGCUUAUUGAGCCACUUUACCAAGCAUCCUACCGAGAAGUAAUGCAUGAUCUCAAACUGCUUAAUGAUUUAUCUCCAAAAAAGCCAGUUAUCCCGACUGAAACAAUUCUUCCCCUAAAGCGGCCGAGACCUGAAAGACCCGUCGAAACCAUCGAGGAGACCCAAGCCCUUGAAAUGCUCGUUUCUUUAAUAGAGAAAACUGAGGUCAAAAUUCCUAAGGCCCAAUCUCCAAGAAUAGAAAAAACAACAGUGAAAAGUCCUAAGGCCCAAACUCCUAAGUCGGUGAAUGUACAACCAACAGGAGCGUAUCAGCAAGCCCAGAUGAUGAAGUUAGGCAUGUUUUGGAGCCAAUACAUGAUGAUGAUGCAGUGGCAAAAUUAUUAUGCUAACUUGAAUUACUAUGGAGGCCCAGUAAAAAAGUUUCAAACAGAAAUCAAGCAGAACGUUUACACUGAUGUGUCUGCUGGAAAUUUGUAA
Molecule: messenger RNA, 528 nt
Organism: Blepharisma stoltei
Lineage: Eukaryota; Ciliophora; Heterotrichea; Heterotrichida; Blepharismidae
Source: the annotation of a GenBank genome assembly